Molecule: messenger RNA, 1500 nt
Organism: Acanthosepion pharaonis
Lineage: Eukaryota; Metazoa; Mollusca; Cephalopoda; Sepiida; Sepiidae
Source: the annotation of a GenBank genome assembly
AUGUCUUCUUCUCAAGUUCACUGCAUAAACCAGGAUGUGGAAUUAUCCCAUCUUAGUAAUACCGUCCUUCCUGUUAACGAUAGUGACGAGCAGCAUUCGCUAUCCGAUGUUGAAGAAAUGCCGGCUAAUGUGAACUUAAGCUCGGCCGACGAUAGCUUAGGUUUGGAAAAAACGAGCUCAGGACAGUUAGCGCAGUUGUCUUCGUCUCAGGAAGAAUCUAUCCCGUCAUCAAUUGACCUUCCAUCUGCAUAUAUAGAGUCGGAAACAACGAAUCCUCCCAACCCUGCCGGCCGUCUCCAGCGUUGGAAGUACCGCUUGCUCGGACAAUCUAAAGUUAACACGACCGAGAAAAAUACAAACGGCGACUGCCCGAUCAGUACAGCUAACGAGGAACGUAAAGCCGAUCCGUUUCUCGUAAGGAAAUUGUUCGGUAACGGCGUCGACACCGCCAAUGAUAUAUCCGAUCUGGAUGUAUCUGUUCCGAAAGUCAAUACCCAUGGUUGCAGUUUGGUCUGCUUGUCAGGGAAAGAUGAAUACAGCAGGUCCAUUUCAAGAUCCACGUUUUCCGAUUCCAACAUAUCAUUAGACCAAUCCGACAAUGAAGUGAAGGGUAAACACGACUCACUAAAAGACACUAUUAACGGAGAUUAUAUGGAUUAUGAUUGUAGAAUCUGUCAUGGUGGCACGAGCUCAGGGCAGUUAGUGUCACCUUGUUAUUGCACCGGUACGAUGGGUCAGAUGCAUGUCGCCUGCUUAGAGCAAUGGCUGGGUUCUAAUGGACGAAAGGAAUGUGAAUUGUGCGGUUAUCGCUACCACCUCUGCCGGGAACCUCGAAGCUUUCGAGAAUUCCUAAAAAAUCCCGGAGCUCCGAAUUUAGCGAGGCACUUAAAGUGUGACCUCUUUUGUUUCGCGGUUCUGACCCCGACGACUUUGAUUUCUGUAAGUCUCCUCUUGUUUGCAGCAAACCUUCUUGAGUGGCAAAUGACUUGGAGCGUUGUCGGACUUAUCACGACUGCCAUCUUCCUUGUCAUUAUCUACGUCUUUUGGAGUGUCAUGGCGUUUACUUACCAGCGUAAGAUCUGGCAGAAAUGGAAGCUCUCAAACCAGGUGGUACGCCUCAAGUGUACUUCGAAGUGCAGCUGGGACUACAAUGAAAGCCAUCCGGCUGCGACCGGUUCUGAACGGAGUCUGAACGUGGUGCCAGUAUAUCCACGUGCCUCAACAGUGACUAUCACUUCGACGGAAGUAGGGUCGGAUAUCGAUGCCCGGUUAUUCGAAAUCCGUUGUAAUGAGUCCGAGCCGUCGGUGUCACCUUACAUUUCCUUAGAUCCCUACCGCCUUUCGCAGUCGUUCAGCGACAUUCGAAUGGCGUUGCCCUCCGUCGUCGUCAUCAUGUACGUUCUCCUCGAGCCCUCCCUCGUGAUGGACACGGAUCUGAGAGAAACAGCAGCACAAAAUGUUUACCGAAAAACAUUUUCAAAUCUGAAGGCAUUCAUAUGA